Molecule: messenger RNA, 393 nt
Organism: Ordospora pajunii
Lineage: Eukaryota; Fungi; Microsporidia; Ordosporidae
Exons: 1
Coding region: 1-393 (130 amino acids)
Molecular function (GO): protein binding
Source: RefSeq, a predicted model, not a curated record
AUGAUUAUAUAUAGAGUGAUUGAUCUGAUUGUGCGCGAGGACACAUUUAAGCUGUUUACAAGCAGGUCUGGAUCGAGUGUGUUUGAUGCGCUUGAAGAGGCCCCGAGGAUCAAGACUGUGGAGGAUUUUGAGAGCAGGGUCAGGGGGUACUUCAACAGGAUCUUACAGAUAGCAAGCGAGGACUCGCUGUAUUUCAAUGAGGCAUGUAGAAUGCUGAAUUUUGCAGAAAGAGUGUUUAAGGAGCUAAGGGAGAUGAGUGACUUUGUGAUGGAUAGCGGAAUUAAAAACCCGAUGGAUGAUGUGGUUAGGAUGUAUGAAGAGUCAUUGAAGCGGUUUGUGGAAGAUGUGGAUGCACCUGUUGUUAGAGAGCAUGCGAAGUUUAUUAUCUCAUGA